GCACCUCUGCGCGCUCUCGUUUGCUGGAUCCGCGUUCACGUCUCGCCCAUCAGAACACCUCAACCUGUGAAGACUCAGGAGAACUUUGUUGCUGCAAAAUCCGCCAGACGCACCAAAACUGCGCAGGAACUAAAAGAUGUGGAAGUCAGUGGUGGGCCACGAUGUGAACGUGAAGGUGGCUGCAGAGGGGGACGACUGGGAGACAGACCCUGACUUUGAGAAUGAUGUAUCCGAGCAGGAGCAGAGGUGGGGGGCCAAAAGUAUUGAGGGCUCUGGGCGCAAAGAGCACAUCAGCGUCGCCGAGCUCAGAAACCGGGUCGCUCAGGAACACGAGCAGGUGAAGCAGAAGGAUCUAACUCCCAAAGCGUCGUACGGAUAUGGCGGGAAGUUUGGUGUGGAGAAGGACAGGAUGGACAAGGUGGCUGUGGGUCACGACUACGUGGCGCAGGUGGAGCAGCACUCCUCCCAGAAGGACAUGACGAAGGGAUUCGGUGGGAAAUUUGGUGUUCAGAAAGACCGUGUUGACAAGUCUGCCAUGGGCUUUGAGUACAAAGGAGAGGUGCAGCAACACGCCUCUCAGAAAGAUUACUCAAAGGGUUUUGGAGGGAAGUAUGGAGUUGAUAAGGACAGAGUGGACAAGGCGGCUUUGGGUUACGACUAUAAAGCAGAAACAGAGAAGCAUCAGUCACAGAAAGACUAUGCCAAAGGUUUUGGAGGGAAAUAUGGCGUGGAGAAAGAGAAGGUGGAUAAAGCCGCCAUGGGUUACGACUAUAAAGGAGAAACUGAGAAACAUCAGUCGCAGAAAGAUUACGCAAAAGGAUUUGGUGGGAAGUACGGCGUUGAGAAGGAGAAGGUGGACAAAGCAGCGCUGGGAUACGACUACAAAGGAGAGACGGAUAAACAUCAGUCCCAGAAAGAUUACUCUGCAGGUUUCGGCGGUCGUUAUGGAGUUCAGACAGACCGAAUGGAUAAGAGUGCAGCGGGAUUUUCAGACAUGGACUCCCCAACUUCCGCUUAUGAAAAGACUCAACCUGUAGAGGCUUCAAGCACAGGCGCUGGGAAACUGAAGGCUCGCUUUGAGAACAUGGCGAAGGCUUCAGAUGAAGAAAACAGGAAGAAAGUAGAAGAAGAGAGAGCAAGAAGAGAAGCCAGAGAGAGCAGAGAGCGAGAGGAAGCCAAACGCAGGCAGCAGGAAGAGGAUUGCCGGAAACAGGAAGUCCAACAUCCUCCUGCUCAGAAGGAACCGGCGUACCACAUGCCGCCUGUAGAAACCCACCGAAAUGUCCCGGAUGUCCCAGAACCGCCUGAACCAGAAACAGAACCAGAACCAGAGGGGGACGAAUUAUACGAAGAGCCUCCAGACUUGCCUCCACGCUCAGAUGAUCUCCUGGAACCGGCGGAACCUCCUCUGCCGCCGCGAUCCGCCGCCGUGGACGAAGAGGAGGAUGGCGGGAAUUACGAUGAACUUUGCAAACCACCUGUUCCUGAACCAGAAGAGGGUGGCGGCUUCUAUGAGGAGGUGUCGGCCGGCCAGAGGGCAGUUGCAAUUUACGACUAUGAAGGAGAGGCUGACGACGAGAUCUCCUUCAACCCUGAUGAUGUCAUCACCAACGUAGAGAUGAUCGACGAGGGCUGGUGGAAGGGCCAGUGUCACGGUCGCACGGGUCUCUUCCCAGCCUCUUACGUCCAGCUGCUGUAGGCGGUUUUUGCACACGCUUCCCUUUAAAAUCCAACUUUUUAAUCAACUCUAACUACUUUAUCCUUCUAUUUAUCCAAGCAUUUUUUUCUAAUAACGCAACAUUUUAAUGCUUUUUAUUGAGAAUCUCAACAGGAUUGAGAUUCUCAACUUCAAUUAAAGACAAUAAAGCAUUUUUUUAAGGUUUGAAAC
This is a messenger RNA of Xiphophorus hellerii (green swordtail), 1888 nucleotides long. RefSeq names its product hematopoietic cell-specific Lyn substrate 1 (gene hcls1). The record is from RefSeq and is a predicted model, not a curated record. Gene Ontology annotation, cellular component: actin filament; site of polarized growth; plasma membrane. Bases 137 to 1699 code for a protein of 520 amino acids. The transcript is spliced from 16 exons. Gene Ontology annotation, molecular function: actin filament binding. NCBI's taxonomy places the organism in Eukaryota, Metazoa, Chordata, Actinopteri, Cyprinodontiformes, Poeciliidae. Gene Ontology annotation, biological process: cell migration; regulation of actin filament polymerization.